AGUUUUUGUUACUUACGGAACUUGAAGAAAACGGAACUAGGAUUGCUAAAGUUCUCUGCUCCUGGUAGAUUGCGCACGUCGAUUCUAUAUUAGUCCUUUCUUCCGGUUUCUAAAUUGUAAAGAGCCUUAACCAUGGCUCCCAAAAGAAAUAAUAUAGUUCCCAAUGGCCAUUUCCAUAAGGAUUGGCAGCGUAUGGUAAAAACAUGGUUCAACCAGCCCAUGAGAAAGACACGUAGAAGGGCUGCUCGUGCUAAGAAAGCUGCAGCCAUUGCCCCAAGGCCAGUUGCAGGGCUUUUGAGGCCUGUUGUUCGUUGUCCUACUUUCAAGUACAACUCAAAGUUGCGCCUGGGUCGUGGAUUUACACUUGAUGAGCUUAAGGCUGCAGGUAUCAACAAAAAGGCUGCUCGCACCAUUGGCAUUUCAGUAGAUUAUCGCAGAAAGAAUCUUUCUAUUGAGUCACAACAGCAGAAUGUGCAGAGGCUUAAAGAGUACAAGACCAAGUUGGUUGUCUUCCCAUGCAAAGAGGGCAAACCACGAAAGGGUGAUGCCUCUCCUGAAGAAUUGAAGGUAGCUAAGCAGCUUGCAAAUAAUGUGGUCCUGCCAAUUCCCAAAACAUUCAAGCCUGAGAAGGCUCGUGUACCUUCAGCUGAUGAGCGCAAACACAAUGCUUUCAUUGCUCUACGUCAAGCUAGAAUCACAGCUAAGCUGCAUGGAUUACGAGAAAAGAAGAAGAAAGAGGCAGAGGACAAGGACAAAUAAACAAUUUUUGAAAUUAUUCACUUGUAAUAAAUUGUCUGGGAACCAGA
This is a messenger RNA of Physella acuta, 806 nucleotides long. RefSeq names its product large ribosomal subunit protein eL13. Gene Ontology annotation, biological process: translation. Gene Ontology annotation, molecular function: RNA binding; structural constituent of ribosome. The record is from RefSeq and is a predicted model, not a curated record. Lineage: Eukaryota; Metazoa; Mollusca; Gastropoda; Physidae. Gene Ontology annotation, cellular component: ribosome; cytosolic large ribosomal subunit.